Messenger RNA from Ixodes scapularis (black-legged tick), 3731 nucleotides. RefSeq names its product deoxynucleoside triphosphate triphosphohydrolase SAMHD1. The record is from RefSeq and is a predicted model, not a curated record. Lineage: Eukaryota; Metazoa; Arthropoda; Arachnida; Ixodida; Ixodidae. The transcript is spliced from 12 exons. Gene Ontology annotation, biological process: dGTP catabolic process. Gene Ontology annotation, cellular component: nucleus. Bases 344 to 1912 code for a protein of 522 amino acids. Gene Ontology annotation, molecular function: dGTPase activity.
AAAGAAUCCAAACGGCCGCACCAACAGAACGAUAUAAGCAGCCGUCGACACCACGCAAUAAUUUCUAAACUGUUAUAUCUAGUAAAGUAGCAAAAUAAAAAAAUAUAUAUAUUUUAUUUGCGAUCGUGAGACGAUAGACCAUAGCGUGAGACUCGGAUGCUAUGUCGGAUGUAUCAAAGUCGACUGUAGUCAAUCGUAGUCGGUUGCUCGCUGGCGGGUCGUGCGUCGCAGUCGUCUGCUUCGUUUCUGGUUGAACCCCGCAGCGCACAGUGCCCCAGCGUGAACCGCGAGAGCAAAGACGGGUUUCGAUUUGGCUCAGAUUGCUUCAACCAGUGAUACAGGCAUGGGCAGUCUGGAAGGUGAAGUAAACCACUCGGAGAAUGAUUCUGUAGCUUUGCAAGUGAUGGAACCGGCGAAGGAGCAAACCAGUCAACUUCCCCAGCAGUGGCAAGAGCAGCAACCUAAGCAAAAGGUGUUCUGGGAUCCCGUGCAUGGCCAGAUCUCUCUACACCCGGUGUCGGUGGCCGUCGUAGACACUCCGGAGUUCCAGAGGCUCCGGGACAUCCGGCAGGUGGGGGUGGUUCACUACCUCUACCACGGGGCCACCCACACCCGCUUCGAGCACAGCAUGGGAACGGCUUACCUGGCACAAAGGCUUGGCCUGCACCUGCGUGAGGCACAGCCGGAGCUGCGGGUGACUGACAGGGAGUUGCUCUGUCUGGAACUGGCCGGACUGUGCCACGACCUGGGACACGGCCCCUUCUCUCACCUCUGGGAGCGCUUCUACAUCCUGGGGGCUCGUCAGAGGGGUGUGUCUCCGGUCUGGACGCAUGAGGAGACUUCCUGCCGGCUCCUGGGGCGCAUCUUUAAGAGGCUAGAGCCAACCCUGUCCACGUGGGAGCAGCGCUGGGCCCAGGGACUCACAAGGGACGACCUUGCCCUGAUCCAGGCCCUUAUUCUGGGAGACAAGGGAGCUGCAAAUCCGGCCAGGCACUUCCUCUUCCAGGUGGUGAACAACAAGGAGUCUAACCUGGACGUGGACAAGUGGGACUACUACCUGCGUGACUGCCACGCCAUAGGCCUGUCGUGCGGCUUUCAGUUCGAGAGGCUCAUCGGCAGCGCACGGGUCAUCGCCGGCCGGGACGGUGCCACCCACAUCUGCUUCCGAGACAAGGAGCUGAACACAGUGUAUGACAUGUUUCGCACUCGGAGCCUCCUGCACAGCAACGUCUACCAGCACCGCCUGGUCAAGGUCUACGACACCAUGGUCUGUGAUGCCUUGCUGCUGGCAGAUGAAAAGGUGACCGGCCUGGAUGGCCGUCCCCUGCGCCUGUGGCAGACAACGCACGAGGUUGGCCGGGAUUGCCACAACGACAGCCCCUCGGCCGACGCUUGGCUGGAGGCGUUUGUGGCCCUGAGCGACUCCUGGGUCCAGCUGAUGUUGCGCAGGAAUGCCGGCGGCCACCCGCAGGUGGUGCAGGCGCAGAUGCUCUGGGACGCCCUGGAGGCCCGCUCCCACCGGCCGGACGCUCUCUACCGGCACUUGGGGCGCCUGCCCUUCCUCCGGGGCACCCUGGACUCUCAGGAGAAAGUCCUUGACUGGCUGCUGAGCAGACUGCCAGCCCACCUGGCUCACUGUCCAAAGCGGCAGGAAUUUGUCAUAACGCUGGUGAAGAUCCACUGGGGCUGCGAGGAACAGGACCCUGUGGGCAGGGUGCUCUUCUACACCAAAGACCGGCCCGACCGUGCCCUGCGGGUCGACCAGUUGGCCCCGCCUGCCGUUUCCAUGCUGCCCGCCAGCUUCCAGGAGACCCGCUGGCACGUGCUGCUGCGCUCUGCUCCUGCGGAGGACCUCGCAGAGGCCAUCCGGCUCUGCUCACAGGAGUUCCGCACCAACGGACGGCCAACGUGAACCCCGCAAUGGUCAUUCUUUCGCGUAGAAGAUUCUAAGAACAGUCAAAGAAAGGAGCGUCUCAUUGUGGCAACGUCCGAUUCUACUCGUGGGAGCUCUUCACCUACGGGCGCCUGCUGGGAUCCUCAUGACGGUCGUUUUCUCGUGUGGAGGAAGCCGGGACCGGACGGCACUUUGCUGCUUCGACGCAACAAACAUUUUCGGUGUACUGGCAAUGCAGCUAUUGCAUUUUGUUUCGUCUUACGACGGGCCCCGGUGGAUGCUACAAACCAUUGGAGCCCAUCCAACGUCGUGUUGACCUUCGGGAAGGACACGGCAACGUGCAAGGCACGUAGAGUCACGGGAGAGAUUUGCGGCACCGGAUUGGCUUGUAACGUCUGCCGCAGUCUGUCGUAAGAGCGAAACAAACUUUAGAGAGAAUAAGAAAAGGAUGUUCUCAAAUGCCCAACCGGCAGUAAGGGCUGGCCGCCCUCGACUGCGCACGGUUCGAGCUCGCACGACACAGUCGAGUCUUCGUCGAAGGCACGCUGCUUGUAUAUCGGUAGUCCCCGGAAGCGAAAGACCUCAAGUUGGCGACAAAAAGAGUGUGGUGUGGGAACUGCAGAUACUUCGCAUAUCUACAGGGCGUCUCAAAUAGCGGCCAGGCUCUUUAAAUUGACCGCAAAAAUUGGCUUCUUAACCUGUCGCGCUACGAUUUUGUGCAGCAUUGCCCACAGGUGGUGCAUUUUUUCUAUAAAAUUUGCAAUAAGCGAACUUACCUGAGGAAAAAGUAAAAAAAGAAAAAGGCUUAACCUCUAUGGAGAUGCAGCGAAGCCACCGGUCUUCAAACUAUAGGGUGUUGCUUGGCACGGGAGAGAAGAAAUGGUGCAAGCGGUCACGACGCCAAUUGUUGCCAACAGACAAGCAUACGGCACUGAGAGCAGGCGUCAAAUAUCAGACAAACUUUUCGACUCAAAAGCGGCAUGAGCUUUUUCGAUGUCAGUUGCCAAUGCACGAUUUUAUCAUCCUUACGAGAAAAACGCACUGAAUGGACAGACAAUAGAUUAAAAAAUGGUUUGUCGGGUUAUUUUGACUGUUUUUUUCGGGGUACCUGUGUCGUCUGCUUUGCAGUUCCUUGUAGUUACCGCACCCGUUUUGGGUUAUGCGUCUGUCGCCGCCUGCGGAACCCACGCUGCUUUUGAGUCGAAAAGUAUGUCUGCUAUUUGAUGCCGGCUUUCGGAGCCUUAUGCUCGUUCGUUGGCGGCAGUUGGGGUUGCGACCGCUUGCGUCAUCUCGUCUCCCGUGCCAAACGGCGCCCUAAUGUUUGAAGACCGGUGGCUUUGCUGCGUUUCCAUACAAGUUAAGCCUUUUUCUUUUUUUUACUUUUUCCUCAGCCAAGUUCGCCUUUUGCAAAUUUUAUAGAAAAAAAUGCACCAUCUGGGGGCAAUGCUGCACAAAAUAGUACCGCGAUACGUUGAGAAACCGGUUUUCGCAUUCGAUUUAAAGAGCCUGGCUGCUAUUUGAGACACCCUGCAUGGACAGGGAAGGGUGCCCUCGACAUCUGGCACGAGCUCCGUGUUAUGUGAUCUCGAGAAGUUGCAACAUGCAAGAGCACGCAUGGUCCGAUGAAAGCGAGAUCGCCCCCAGUUCAAACUUGUCAGUGAGUGACAACAAACAAUUUUAGAAAGCGCUGGUUUAUUACAACGAUAUCACUGAUGCAUGCUGGCCAGAAGUUCUGACUAGGUGUGUUGUUUGUUUUUUUUCUUUUGCCAGCUGGAUGCUGCAGUGACCGUCGAAGACUAUUUCUUGUAUAAGUUGGCACAGUGUAGUUGAGGUGGCA